This is a messenger RNA of Penicillium maclennaniae, 1356 nucleotides long. RefSeq names its product M18 family aminopeptidase. Gene Ontology annotation, molecular function: zinc ion binding; metalloaminopeptidase activity. Gene Ontology annotation, biological process: proteolysis. Gene Ontology annotation, cellular component: fungal-type vacuole. The record is from RefSeq and is a predicted model, not a curated record. The transcript is spliced from 8 exons. Lineage: Eukaryota; Fungi; Ascomycota; Eurotiomycetes; Eurotiales; Aspergillaceae. The coding region runs from base 1 to 1356 and encodes 451 amino acids.
AUGGCUUCCAAGCAACCGGCCGUGGACUUCUUGUCCUUUGUCAAUGACUCCCCUACUCCCUUCCAUGCCGUCAAAUCUGCCAAGAAACUGCUGAACGAUGCCGGCUUCCUGGAAAUCAAGGAACGGGAUUCUUGGGCCUCUACUUGCAAGCCCGGUGGCAAGUACUACCUAACCCGCAAUACCACCACUCUUGUGGCUUUUGCCAUUGGAAAGAAAUGGACGCCCGGAAACUCAAUCUCCAUGAUUGGUGCUCACACCGACUCGCCUGUCUUGAGGGUUAAGCCCGUGAGUAAGAAGAGUGGCGAGGGCUUCGUCCAGGUCGGCGUCGAGACCUACGGCGGUGGCAUCUGGCACACUUGGUUCGAUCGUGACCUAGGUGUUGCUGGUCGUGUGAUGACUCGUGCCGCUGAUGGCUCUAUCGUUCAGAAGCUGGUCAAGUUCUUCGCAUUCCCACUCUGGCCAUUCACCUGGACCGCCAGGAGACCUUCUCCUUUAACAAGGAGACCCAACUCUUCCCCCAUUGCUGGCCUGGCGGAGGCCGAGCUCAACCGCCCUGCUGACUCCAAGCCCGCCGAGGGCGAGGAGGCAUUCUCCCCGUUGAAGUCAGCGUCUGAGCGUCACCACCCUUACUUUGUGGAGAUGAUUGCGGCUGAGGCCGGAGUCAAGCCGGAGGAUGUCCUUGACUUCGAGAUGAUCCUUUUCGAUACGCAGAAGUCCUGCCUUGGCGGCAUGAGCGAGGAGUUCAUUUUCUCCCCCGCCUGGACAACCUCAACUGCUCCUUCUUCAGCGCUGGACAACGAGGAUGCUAUCCGUUUGAUUGCCCUUUUCGACCACGAGGAGAUUGGCAGCCGCACCGCUCAAGGUGCGGACUCCAACGCUCUCCCGGCUAUCAUUCGUCGCUUGUCAGUACUCCCUUCAAAUUCUGCAGCCGAUGUCGACUUGGCUACUGCCUACGAGCAGACUCUCUCCACUUCCUUCCUGGUGUCGGCAGAUAUGGCCCACUCCGUCAACCCCAACUACGCUGCCAAGUAUGAAGCCGAUCACAAGCCCCAGAUGAACAAGGGCCCUGUGAUUAAGAUCAAUGCUAACGCUCGCUAUGCCACUAACUCUCCUGGUAUUGUGCUUCUCCAGGAAGUUGCACAGAAGGCGACGAAGGAGAGCGGUAACCCCAUUCCCCUGCAGCUGUUCGUCGUCCGCAACGACUCUAGCUGUGGUAGCACCAUUGGCCCGAUGCUGUCCGCGGCUCUUGGUUGUCGUGAGACCGGCGGUACCUAUGAUGUUGAUUAUGCUACCCGUCUCUUCACUGGCUUCUUCCAACACUACUCCGAGCUGUCGAAGACCAUCUUCGUGGACUAG